This is a messenger RNA of Glycine soja, 4874 nucleotides long. Its product is annotated as pentatricopeptide repeat-containing protein At5g55840. The record is from RefSeq and is a predicted model, not a curated record. Gene Ontology annotation, molecular function: protein binding. The transcript has 7 exons. NCBI's taxonomy places the organism in Eukaryota, Viridiplantae, Streptophyta, Magnoliopsida, Fabales, Fabaceae. The coding region runs from base 286 to 3546 and encodes 1086 amino acids.
AAAGGGUAAUUCGGAAUACCCCAGUGGAUUGAAUUUUUUUAUCACUGGGAUGCCAGUUUCGAACCGAGGGUUUGAAGCUCAUGCUCCAAGCCAACAAGUUACUGAGGAAACUGACAACGAUACAUUGGACAGUUUAUAAUUUAACGUUGAAACCAGUAGCAUGUUUUGAAAAGGUUUUGUUAUUCAUUGGAAGCUCAGGAGUCAUCUUUUGAAGAAGAUAACCAUCCUUCUAUAUUUCGCUCUAUUUUCAUUCAAGCAUAAAGUUUGUACCUUUGGAAUCAUUGGAUGGUUUUGGACAUGGAGAAGAGUAUAUACACUUUUCUCACUGUGCACCGUUGGGAGUCACUGAACUGUAUGAAAUAUAGGUUGGCUUCCCUUAGGCCUGUCCAUGGAAGGUUGGCUCUGAAAUUUCUCAAUUGGGUCAUAAAGCAACCCAAUUUGGAGCUCAAUCAUGUUACUCAUAUUAUCUGCACUACCACCCACAUACUUGUUAGAGCUAGAAUGUACAAUUUUGCCAAAACUACAUUGAAGCAUCUGUUGCAACUGCCUAUAGGUUUGAACUCUGUUUUUGGUGCCUUGAUGGAGACAUACCCCAUUUGCAACUCAAACCCGGCUGUUUUCGACCUCCUGAUUAGGGUUUGUUUGAGGAACAGGAUGGUUGGAGAUGCUGUGCAGACUUUCUACUUGAUGGGGUUUCGGGGACUGAACCCGUCUGUGUAUACUUGUAAUAUGGUGUUAGGUUCCCUUGUGAAGGAACAGAAAGUUGAUAUGUUUUGGUCUUUUUUCAAAGGAAUGCUUGCCAAGGGGAUUUGUCCUGACGUUGCUACAUUCAACAUUUUGUUGAAUGCUUUGUGUGAGCGAGGGAAAUUUAAAAAUGCUGGCUUUCUCUUGAGGAAGAUGGAAGAAAGUGGUGUUUAUCCGACUGCAGUCACUUACAAUACUUUGCUUAAUUGGUAUUGCAAGAAAGGGAGGUACAAAGCAGCCUCUCAGCUGAUCGACUGCAUGGCAUCUAAGGGUAUUGGGGUGGAUGUUUGUACAUAUAAUGUGUUUAUAGAUAAUUUGUGCAGGGACAGCAGGAGUGCGAAAGGUUAUUUAUUGUUGAAAAGGAUGAGAAGGAAUAUGGUGUAUCCUAAUGAGAUAACUUAUAAUACUCUUAUUAGUGGAUUUGUUAGGGAGGGGAAGAUUGAAGUUGCUACAAAAGUUUUUGAUGAAAUGUCAUUGUUUAAUUUGUUACCCAACAGUAUCACUUACAAUACUUUGAUUGCUGGGCACUGUACGACGGGAAACAUUGGGGAGGCAUUGAGACUGAUGGAUGUUAUGGUAUCACAUGGUUUGAGACCUAAUGAAGUGACGUAUGGGGCUCUUUUGAAUGGGCUAUACAAGAAUGCUGAAUUUGGAAUGGUUUCCAGUAUUCUUGAGAGAAUGAGGAUGGGUGGGGUGAGAGUUAGUCAUAUUAGUUAUACAGCAAUGAUUGAUGGAUUGUGUAAGAAUGGCAUGCUUGAAGAAGCUGUGCAGUUGCUGGAUGAUAUGUUAAAAGUUUCUGUCAAUCCUGAUGUUGUUACAUUUUCAGUGCUCAUAAAUGGAUUUUUCAGGGUGGGGAAGAUAAAUAAUGCAAAGGAGAUUAUGUGUAAGAUGUAUAAGACUGGACUUGUGCCAAAUGGCAUUUUGUAUUCAACAUUAAUCUACAAUUAUUGCAAAAUGGGAUACUUAAAAGAGGCAUUAAAUGCUUAUGCAGUGAUGAAUCAUAGUGGUCAUGUUGCUGAUCACUUUACAUGUAAUGUGUUGGUUGCCACUUUCUGUAGAUAUGGGAAACUUGAAGAGGCUGAGUAUUUUAUGAAUCACAUGAGCAGGAUGGGCCUUGAUCCUAACUCUGUUACUUUUGAUUGCAUUAUAAAUGGGUAUGGAAAUUCUGGUGAUGCAUUAAAAGCAUUUUCUGUGUUUGAUAAAAUGAAUAGUUUAGGACAUUUCCCAAGUCUAUUCACAUAUGGGGGUUUAUUGAAAGGACUUUGCAUCGGUGGACAUAUUAAUGAAGCCUUGAAGUUUUUCCAUAGACUUCGUUGCAUUCCUAAUGCUGUCGAUAAUGUUAUCUUCAACACAAUACUUACUUCUACAUGUAGAUCUGGAAAUUUAUCUGACGCAAUUGCCCUUAUUAAUGAGAUGGUUACAAAUGAUUUUCUGCCUGACAAUUUUACAUACACUAAUCUUAUUGCGGGGUUAUGCAAGAAGGGUAAAAUAGUUGCUGCACUCCUUUUGUCAGGGAAGGCAAUUGAAAAAGGAUUAUUAUCUCCAAAUCCUGCUGUGUACACUAGUUUAGUUGAUGGUCUUCUUAAGCAUGGACAUGCAAGAGCAGCUUUGUAUAUUUUUGAAGAAAUGCUGAACAAAGAUGUUGAGCCUGAUACUGUAGCAUUCAAUGUGAUUAUAGAUCAAUACUCAAGGAAAGGGAAAACAUCGAAGGUCAAUGAUAUUCUUUCAACAAUGAAGAGUAAAAAUUUAUGCUUCAAUUUGGCUACUUACAACAUCCUGCUACAUGGAUAUGCAAAGAGGCAUGCCAUGGCAAGAUGUUUUAUGUUGUACAAAGACAUGAUCAGACACGGUUUUUUGCCAGAUAAGUUUUCAUGGCACUCUCUUAUUCUUGGGUAUUGUCAGUCCAAAUCAUUUGAUGUUGCUAUUAAAAUUUUAAGAUGGAUAACACUGGAAGGUCAUGUAAUUGAUCGUUUUACAUUUAACAUGCUUAUUACCAAGUUCUGUGAAAGGAAUGAGAUGAAAAAGGCCUUUGAGCUGGUAAAACAAAUGAAUCAGUUUAUGGUUAUUCCUAAUGUAGAUACAUACAAUGCCCUUUUUAAUGGACUCGUUAGAACUAGUGAUUUUCAUAAGGCCCAUCGUGUUUUGCAAGUCUUGUUGGAAAGUGGUUCUGUUCCUACAAAUAAACAAUAUAUCACUUUAAUCAAUGGCAUGUGUAGAGUUGGAAACAUAAAAGGAGCAAUGAAACUGCAAGAUGAAAUGAAAACACUUGGUAUCAGCUCCCACAAUGUUGCUAUGAGCGCUAUUGUUAGAGGGCUUGCAAAUUCAAAGAAGAUUGAAAAUGCUAUUUGGGUUCUUGAUUUGAUGCUUGAGAUGCAAAUCAUUCCAACUGUUGCUACCUUCACUACUUUAAUGCACGUUUAUUGCAAAGAAGCUAAUGUCGCAAAAGCUUUAGAAUUGAGGAGCAUAAUGGAACAUUGUCAUGUGAAGCUUGAUGUUGUUGCAUACAAUGUUCUUAUAUCCGGCCUUUGUGCUAAUGGUGAUAUUGAAGCUGCUUUUAAACUUUAUGAAGAAAUGAAACAAAGAGAUCUUUGGCCUAAUACCUCUAUAUACAUAGUUCUUAUUGAUUCUUUCUGUGCUGGAAAUUAUCAAAUUGAAAGUGAAAAACUUUUGAGGGACAUACAAGACAGGGAAUUGGUUUCAUUAAAUUCAUAUGGAGGCACCAAAAGAUUGAAUGAGUUGUUGAUAAUUUAUAGGAAAGAAUUAAUUCACUUGAGGUACAAAAUGAGAAGAAAGUAUGGCUGAUCGCAUUAUGCUUUUUGUUUGCCCAAAAUGUGAGUUGGCAGAUGAGGCUGAACCAACAGUUCUGUUACUCAUCAAGAUGUGAUAUUGCUGUAUGGUUGUGCUUCAUAUGAACAAAAUCCAUCUUCUUGGAAUAAAGUUGUAGACAGUGUGAAGAGAAGACACACUUAAAAGGUCUGUACUUAUACUGGGUCAGUUCAAUUUGUUGAGAUUUGUUUCCUCGGUUAAGAGCAGUGGAGGUUUCCUUUUGGUUAAAAGCUUUUUGGAGACACUUGCACAAGAAAUCCUUUGAUGCCCCGGGACUUUUGUUCUUUGCAGUUAACACUGUAUGAUACUUUCUUAGCUCUCAGAUGCAUUUAACAAUACCAUUAAAUAUUAUAGAAAACCAAUCCUUCAUCUAAAGCUUGUAGACUGUUGGUCCUGUCAGUGUUUGAGUUGAUUCAGGAAUUACUGUUGAUCUGAAGAACUCUACCAGUACCUGACUUAUACAUGCACAGGAACUGGAAUAUGUGUUGCAAUUUGCAAGUAUUUGGUUUGACAAAAGAAGUUGCUAUUGCCUCAAGUGCCAAGAGUUUUAUGGUAGAACAUCUUUUCUGUGAGACAUAAGUCUUAGGCAAUAGGGGAAACUGAGAAAUUAAAGUGCACUGCAUUUGUUUUCCAGAUAUAGGAGUAAUCCAAGUUAUAACAUGUUUGGUACCCCAUUUGUCGGACAAUAAUUGCGUCUAAUACCCACAUCCAAGGCAAAGCUAUAUGGAGUAACUUCAGGUUUUUACGUUCCAUAUCCAUAUGCGCAUUUCUCCCUGUUGAAUGCAGAACCUAACAGGUGCUUAGUAGACUAUGGUGAAACAUAGAUGGUGUUUUCCUGGGGCCGAGAGGAACGUGAUUUCUUCAUGCGGAAGUGAAGCAUUCAAAGUGUUUAUGUAUUGCAUGUUUACCCCAUGAUGCGGCCAUCAUUUCAAGUCAUGAGGACUUGAUGACCUCCAAUAGUGUGGAUAAGGCGGGAUGCAACAGUGAGUAGUGGAAAACGGAAGGAUUCUAAGCAUCAAAGCGCUUUAUCUUAUCCAUUCUCUGGUUUACUAUCUCAGUUUCUCCUAUUUGUGUAAAAUAACUUGGGAGAAAAGUUCUUCCGUAUCAUAUUCAACUUUCAAAGAACCAUCAACCAACUUAAAAAUGAAGCAAAGCGAGUGAAACAUAAACCAUAUUGCAAUGUUUCUUGGAGAUUAUUCAAAGCUACAUAAAUGUAUCAUGGGAAGUAAACUAUAUAGAAAAAGCAAAAGAAGAUAUAAAUUCAUUUCUCAAAAAUAAGUAAAUAUAUUGCAUUGUAGACGCCA